GAUUGGCAUUAGGCUAUUGGAGGAUCUUGAAAGGAUGUUGUUAUCCUUCUGUGGACAACAACAACAAAAUGUUAACAGUUAAACAUCGAGAAAUUUCAGGGGGAUUUUCAGACGAUGCGUUUCCAGUCGUGGGGGGGAGUCAGCUCUUCACCGGAGACCCAAAUACAACAAAUCAAGUCGUCUGCCCUGGCGACACUUUCGAAGGAUUGGAGUGGGAAUCAGAGCUUCACGGGUUAAAAAGCCGAUGUCACAUCGGCCGUUCGAAACUCCUCCUCUCGCAGUGAGGUGAAGACAUUUGAAAAUCACCCCACUGCAAACUCCUCCCCCUGCUAGAAACCUCACAUUGAAAUGCUGUAAAUGACGUGGGCCUCCGAGUGCAAUCGCGGGAAGCCAGGGUUUCCAGUAAGGGCACAGCGGGUCGUGAUCCGGGUCGGGACACUGCCUGGCAGAGGCUGCGAGCAUGGGGUCCUGGGGCUGGAAACUGCGCUGGACCGUCGCCUUGUUCCUCGCCGCGGCGGGGGCUGCAGUGGGCGACAGAUGUGAAAGAAACGAGUUCCAGUGCCAAGAUGGGAAAUGCAUCUCCUACAAGUGGGUCUGCGAUGGCAGCGCUGAGUGCCAGGAUGGCUCUGAUGAGUCCCAGGAGACGUGCUUGUCUGUCACCUGCAAAUCCGGGGACUUCAGCUGUGGGGGCCGUGUCAACCGCUGCAUUCCUCAGUUCUGGAGGUGCGAUGGUCAAGUGGACUGCGAGAAUGGCUCAGACGAGCAAGGCUGUCCCCCCAGGACGUGCUCCCAGGACGAGUUUCGCUGCCACGAUGGGAAGUGCAUCUAUCGGCAGUUCGUCUGUGACUCAGACCAGGACUGCUUGGACGGCUCGGACGAGGCCUCCUGCCCGGUGCUCACCUGCGGCCCCGCCAGCUUCCAGUGCAACAGCUCCACCUGCAUCCCCCAGCUGUGGGCCUGCGACAAUGAUCCCGACUGCGAAGAUGGCUCAGAUGAGUGGCCGCAGCGCUGUGGGGGUCUUGACGUGUUCCAAGGGGACAGUGGCCCCUGCUCAGCCUUCGAGUUCCACUGUCGAAGCGGCGAGUGCAUCCACUCCAGCUGGCGCUGUGACGGUGGCCCCGACUGCAAGGACAAAUCUGACGAGGAGAACUGCGCUGUGGCUACCUGUCGCCCUGACGAAUUCCAGUGCUCUGAUGGAACCUGCAUCCAUGGCAGCCGGCAGUGUGACCGAGAAUAUGACUGCAAGGACAUGAGCGAUGAAGUUGGCUGCAUUAACGUGACACUCUGCGAAGGACCCAACAAGUUCAAGUGUCACAGCGGCGAAUGCAUCACCCUGGACAAAGUCUGCAACAUGGCUAGAGACUGCCAGGACUGGUCAGAUGAACCCAUCAAGGAGUGCGGGACCAACGAAUGCUUGGACAACAACGGCGGCUGUUCCCACGUCUGCAAUGACCUUAAGAUCGGCUACGAGUGCCUGUGCCCUGACGGCUUCCAGCUGGUGGCCCAGCGAAGAUGCGAAGAUAUCGAUGAGUGUCAGGAUCCCGACACCUGCAGCCAGCUCUGCGUGAACCUGGAGGGUGGCUACAAGUGCCAGUGUGAGGAAGGCUUCCAGCUGGACCCCCACAGCAAGGCCUGCAAGGCUGUAGGCUCCAUCGCCUACCUCAUCUUCACCAACCGGCAUGAGGUCAGGAAGAUGACGCUGGACCGGAGCGAGUACACCAGCCUCAUCCCCAACCUGAGGAACGUGGUCGCUCUGGACACGGAGGUGGCCAGCAAUAGAAUCUACUGGUCUGACCUGUCCCAGAGAAUGAUCUACAGCACCCAGCUUGACAGAGCCCACGGCGUCUCUUCCUACGACACCGUCAUCAGCAGGGACCUCCAGGCCCCCGACGGGCUGGCUGUGGACUGGAUCCACAGCAACAUCUACUGGACCGACUCUGUCCUGGGCGCUGUCUCUGUUGCGGAUACCAAGGGUGUGAAGAGGAAAACGUUAUUCAGGGAGAACGGCUCCAAGCCAAGGGCCAUCGUGGUGGAUCCUGUUCAUGGCUUCAUGUACUGGACUGACUGGGGAACUCCCGCCAAGAUCAGGAAAGGGGGCCUGAACGGUGUGGACAUCUACUCGCUGGUGACUGAAAACAUUCAGUGGCCCAAUGGCAUCACCCUAGAUCUCCUCAGUGGCCGCCUCUACUGGGUUGAUUCCAAACUUCACUGCAUCUCAAGCAUUGAUGUCAACGGGGGCAACCGGAAGACCGUCUUGGAGGAUGAGAAGAGGCUGGCCCACCCCUUCUCCUUGGCCAUCUUUGAGGACAAAGUAUUUUGGACAGAUAUCAUCAACGAAGCCAUUUUCAGUGCCAACCGCCUCACGGGUUCCGAUGUCAAUUUGUUGGCCGAAAACCUACUGUCCCCAGAGGAUAUGGUCCUCUUCCACAACCUCACCCAGCCAAGAGGAGUGAACUGGUGUGAGAAGACCACCCUGAGCAAUGGCGGCUGCCAGUAUCUGUGCCUCCCUGCCCCGCAGAUCAACCCCCACUCGCCCAAGUUUACCUGCGCCUGCCCGGAUGGCAUGCUGCUGGCCAGGGACAUGAGGAGCUGCCUCACAGAGGCUGAGGCUGCAGUGGUCACCCAGGAGACAUCCACCGUCAGGCUAAAGGUCAGCUCCACAGCCGUAGGGACACAGCACACAACCACCCGGCCUGUUCCCGACACCUCCCGGCUGCCUGGGGCCACCCCUGGGCUCACCACGGUGGAGAUAGUGACGACGUCUCACCAAGCUCUGGGUGACGUUGCUGGCAGAGGAAAUGAGAAGAAGCCCAGUAGCGUGGGGGCUCUGUCCGUCGUCCUCCCCAUCGUGCUCCUCGUCUUCCUCUGCCUGGGGGCCUUCCUCCUGUGGAAGAACUGGCGGCUUAAGAACAUCAACAGCAUCAACUUUGACAACCCCGUCUAUCAGAAGACCACAGAGGAUGAGGUCCACAUUUGCCGCAACCAGGACGGCUACAGCUACCCCUCGAGACAGAUGGUCAGUCUGGAGGAUGACGUGGCAUGAACAUCUGCCUGGAGUCCCGUCCCUGCUCAGAACCCUUCCUGAGACCUCGCCGGCCUUGUUUUAUUCAAAGACAGAGACCAAAGCAUUGCCUGCCAGAGCUUUGUUUUAUAUAUUUAUUCAUCUGGGAGGCAGAAGAGGCUUCGGACAGUGCCCAUGCAAUGGCUUGGGUUGGGAUUUUGGUUUCUUUCUUUCCUUGUGAAGGAGAAGAGAAACAGGCCCCGGGGGGCCAGGAUGACACCUCCAUUUCUCUCCAGGAAGUUUUGAGUUUCUCCACCGUGACACAAUCCUCAAACAUGGAAGAUGAAAGGGCAAGGGAUGUCAGGCCCAGAGAAGCAAGUGGCUUUCAACACACAACAGCAGAUGCCACCAAUGGGACCCCUCGGCCCUGCCUCAUCCACCAAUCUCUAAGCCGAACCCCUAAACUCAGGAGUCAACGUGUUUACCUCUUCUAUUCAAGCCUUGCUAGACAGCCAAGUUAGCCUUUGCCCUGUCACCCCCGAAUCAUGACCCACCCAGUGUCUUUCAGGCUGGGUUUGUACCUUCCUUAAGCCAGGAAAGGGAUUCAUGGCGUCGGAACUGACCUGGCUGAAUCCAUGGUGGCACCGAGACCAAACUCAUUCACCAAAUGAUGCCACUUCCCAGAGGGAGAGCCUGAGGCACCGGUCACCCUUAAUAUUUAUUAAGUGCCUGAGACACCCGGUUACCUUGGCCUUGAGGACACGUGGCCUGCACCCAGGUGUGGCUGUCAGGACGCCAGCCUGGUGCUCGUCCUCCCCACUCCUACCCACGUCCAUUCCCGUGGUCUCCUUGCACUUUCUCAGUUUAGAGUUGUGUACACUGUGUAAAUUUGGUAUUUGUGUUACUAUUUUGCACUGUUUUCUGUCGUGUGUGUUGGGAUGGGAUCCCAGGCCAGGGAAAGCCCGUGUCAAUGAAUGCCAGGGACAGAGAGGGGCAGGUUGACUGGGACUUCAAAGCCGUGAUCAUGAAUGUGGAGAACUGCCGUUGCCUUCUUUAUGUCCACCCACCUAGUGCUUCCAUUUCUAUGCAAAUGUCUCCAAGCCAUUCACUUCCCCGAUCUUGUCGUUGAUGGGUAAGCAUUUAAAACAUGCAUGGUGAGCCUGGCACGGUGGCUCACGCCUGUAAUCCCAGCACUUUGGGAGGCUGAGUUGGAAGGAUCGCUUGAGUUCAGGAGUUGGAGACCAGGCCUGAGCAACAAAGCGAGAUCCUAUCUCUACAAAAAUCAGAAAGUUAAUCAGCUGGGUAUGGUGGUGUGUGCCUGUGAUCCCAGCUACUUGGGAGGCUGAGGCAGGAGGAUCACCUGAGCCCAGGAGGUGGAGAUUGCAGUGAACCAUGAUCGAGCCACUACACUCCAGCCUGGGCAACAGAUGAAGACCCUAUUUCGUAAAUACAACUAUAAAAAAAUAAGUAAAUCCUCCAGUCUGGAUCGUUUGAUGGGACUUCAGGUUCUUUCUGAAAUUGCCCUAAAUGUUACUGUUGCACUGAUGUCCGGAGAGACAGUGACAGCCUCCGUCAGACUCCCACGUGAAAAUGUCACAAGGGAUUGGCGAUUGUCCCCAGGGACGGAACACUGUGCCCCCCCCAAUGCAGGGAACCGUGAUAAGCCUUUCUGGUUUCAGAGCACGUAAAUGCGUCCCUGUACGGAUAGUGGGGGUUUUUUGUUAUGUUUGCACUUUGUAUAUUGGUUGAAACUGCUAUCACUUAUAUAUAUAUAUAUAUAUAUAUAUAUAUAUAUACAUAUAUAUAAAAUCUAUUUAUUUUUGCAAACCCUGGUUGCUGUAUUUGUUCAGUGACUAUUCUUGGGGCCCUGUGUGGGGGGUUAUUGUCUCUGAAAUGCCUCUUCUUUAUGUACAAAGAUUAUUUGCACGAACUGGACUGUGUGCAAUGCGUUUUGGGAGAAUGAUGUCCCCGUAGUAUGUAUGAGUGGCUUCUGGGAGAUGGGUGUCACUUUUUAAACCACUGUAUAGAAGGUUUUUGUAGCCUGAAUGUCUUACUGUGAUCAAUUAAAUUUCUUAAAUGAACCAA
Nomascus leucogenys (northern white-cheeked gibbon) is the source of this 5086-nucleotide messenger RNA. It is a transcript of the gene LDLR, whose product is annotated as low density lipoprotein receptor. NCBI's taxonomy places the organism in Eukaryota, Metazoa, Chordata, Mammalia, Primates, Hylobatidae. Gene Ontology annotation, molecular function: protein binding; calcium ion binding. The record is from RefSeq and is a predicted model, not a curated record.